UUUAAAAUAAUUUUUGUUUAUUUUUUGAAAAAAUCUUUUUUUUAUGUUCCUCUUUUUGUCUAUUGUUUUUUGUGUUAUUUUUUAUUUAAAUUUUAUUGUUCCAUUCUUCUGGACGCGCCACUUUUUUUGUAUUUAUUUAUUAUAUAAUUGUUAGUAAUAAUCUCUUAAGUAUUGGUUGGUUAUGCAAUGCCUUUAAGCGGUCCAGUUUUAUCUCAUUCACGUUUUGAACAAACUAAGAGAAUUCGAAGUGAAUUUCCCGAAACUUGGAUUUGGACAGAUUCUAGCUUCACAACAAAUGAAAGUGGAGAAGCCGUUUAUGAAACAACAGUACCAGAUACUAUAACCUCUUGGAUUUGUUCAGCAUUUGCAAUUAAUGAAGAAAAUGGACUUGGACUAGCACCUUCACAACUUAAAUUGCGCGUGUUUCGCCCAUUUUUUCUUCGCUUGGAAUUACCAUAUUCUGUAAAAAGAGGAGAGAAAAUGGCUUUACAAGUGCUUAUAUUUAAUUAUUUGGAAACUGAACAAGAAGUAACAGUUACUUUAAAGCCAAAUCCAGGCUUUGAACUACUUCAAAAAGACGGCUCACCAUUAAGACCACCUCGGCAAGAUUUAAAACAAAACAACGGAAAUACCAAAACAAAUACUGUUUUGUAUAGUAGAUCACUUUCUGUGCCUGGAGGGGGUGGCACUAGAGCUGUUUAUUUUCCUUUAAAGUUUACUGAAAUUGGACAGAUACGUCUUUCCUUGCAAGGACGUGCUGAACAGGCAAAUGAUGCAAUUGAACAAACUUUGUUGGUCGAACCAGAAGGAUAUAGAGUUGAUAGAAAUAUACCUUUAGUUAUUGAUCUAAGUCAAACAACAGAAUUAACAACAACGACAGAAACAAAUGAACAACAAAAUAUUCAAACACCCGAACUACAACAACAACAAUCCCCACAAUUUCAUCAAAUUUUAGAAAUGGAAUUCCCUGCUGAUUAUGUUACUGGCUCGAGGAAGGCUCGUUUUGAAUUAAUUGGAGAUAUAAUGGGUCCUGUUUUAGCUAAUCUUGAUUCUCUUGUUCGAAUGCCUUAUGGUUGUGGUGAACAAAAUAUGGUUACGCUAGUUCCAAAUAUCGUUGUUUUGAGUUAUUUACGAGCUACACAACGUUCAACUCCACAAAUGGAAUUAAAAAUCAAAAAAUAUAUGGAAACGGGAUAUCAGAGAGAAUUAACCUAUAGACAUUCUGAUAAUUCAUUUUCUGCUUUUGGAGAGCAUGAUCCUCAUGGCUCAACAUGGUUAACUGCUUUUGUAGUUAGUUCGUUUAAGCAGGCACAAACGUUUAUUUAUGUUGACGAUAAAGUUUUGGAGGAUUCAAUAGCCUUUUUAAUUGCCCAACAACAAGAAAGUGGCGCUUUUAUGGAGCGUGGGGAAGUUCUCCAUAAAGCAAUGCAGGGAGGGGCAGCUGAGGGUGGUUAUUCUUUAACUGCUUAUGUUUUGAUUGUUUUAUUACAAAAUCAUGUUCAAAAUAAAGUAACAGAAAAGGCUAAAAUUUAUUUGGAAUCAAAAUUGGAAGAACAAAAAGAUAAUUCUUAUGCUUUAGCUAUUUCUUGUUAUUCUUUACAUUUGGCUAAUAGUGAAAAGAAAACAGAUUGUUUAAAAUUAUUAGAAUUAAAUAAAAUUACUUCAAAUGACGGAAAUGUUCAUUGGUCUGGAAUUAAAAAAGAAAAGUCUUCUCAACAAAAAAGUAGUGGGCAACCUGUUGAUAUUGAAACUACCUCUUAUGCUUUAUUAACUUAUAUGUUAAUUGAUGAUAAAAUAAAAGCUUUGCCAAUUGUUAAAUGGCUAACAUCACAAAGAAAUUCUCUCGGAGGGUUUUCUAGUACACAAGACACGGUUAUGGCUUUACAAGCUUUGGGGAAAUAUGCAGAACGUUCUUAUGGGGCUGCUUUUAAUGUAACAAUAAAAAUUCAGAAUGGGGCUGAUUCACAUACUUUUAAUAUAAAUCCACAAAAUUCUUUGGUUUUACAAAGUUAUGAAUUGUCAAAUUUGGAUUCGCCAGUUGAAAUUGAAGCUUUUGGUUCAUCAUUAGCAUUUAUUCAAUUGCAAUAUUUUUAUUAUCGUUUGCCUUCACAAAAAGACGAAUUAUCUUUUUAUUGUGAAAAUGAUUUAAAAGAACAAAGAAACGGCCAAAGACUUUUAUUGGAUUUGUGCUGUAAUUAUACACGUUCUGGGGGACGUUCAAAUAUGGCUGUAGCUGAAAUACAAGCCUUGAGUGGAUUUAAAUUUGAUGAAGAAGAAAUUGGGAAAUUAACUGGAAUUGGGGAUUUACAAAGAGUGGAAUUGGAGAAGGAUGAUACUAAAGCUAAUAUUUAUUUUAAUUCUUUAAGUGAUGUCCCUGUCUGUUUAACCCUUUCCAGUGAUUUAGUUUAUCAGGUAGCAGAACAAAAACCUGCACAAUAUUUACUCUACGACUAUUACCAACCUGAUUUACAAUUAAAGUCGAGUUAUGGAGGAAAUCAGGCAUUUAAAUUUUCUUUAAAAUUAUUUCAAAAUUCUCUUAGCAACAGCCAACAAUCCGUUCCCUCGAAGAUACUUGUUCAGAAUGUUGGCCAGACCCCGCAGCAUUACAAUCAUCUUCUACAUCAACAAAAACUUCAAAUAAUUCAACAACUUCCUCGCCAGGUUUAUUUUCAAUGACUGCAUUGUUGGCUUGUUUUUCUUCUUUGCUCACUUAUAUUUUUUGCUGUUAUUGUUUUUGAAUAAAAACUUUUAAAUAAAAAUAUUUAACUACUCAUUGCUCUCUCUUUUGCUGUGCUUUUAUUUUUCUAUUAAAAUUUUUAUUUUUAGCAUUUCCGGUUCCCCCGAUUUUCUUUAAAAUUUAAUUUAUUUUUAAAAUUUAAUUUUGAAGAAAAUUUUUUUUUAAUUAAAUAAAAAUUAAUAUAUUAAAUUCUUUUUUUUUCUUGUUUUUAUAAUGAGGGUAGAUAAGAAUUUUUAUUUUUUAAAACUUUCUUUAUUCAUUUUUUACUCGGCUCUCAUUAUCUUAGAAUUUAUACAUAUUUUAGGUCUCAACUUGCAAUCUUUUUUAAUAAUA
Meloidogyne enterolobii is the source of this 3070-nucleotide messenger RNA. The record is from the annotation of a GenBank genome assembly. Lineage: Eukaryota; Metazoa; Nematoda; Chromadorea; Rhabditida; Meloidogynidae.